GUUUCCAGUCGGUAGAAAUAAAUGCGACAUUCACGGAAAAGUCAUGUGUAAUACAGAAAACAUUUUACACUACAGCGCAAAGCUGUGAUAUAUACACAAACAUUACUUUAUAUGCAUUUAGCAACAACUACUGAUAUGUUAACGAGGAUUCGUCUCUAUUUCCCUGGCUGUUGUACUGUAGCCUUAUAUCUUCAGUUGUUGUGGAUAGCAUUGUAACUCGGUCAUCGGGUUCAAAUAUGGACCCAAAACACAAAAAACUGCUCCGAUCUCAGCGGCUUUUUUUGGCCGAGGAGCUUUUAGUGGACGACAUCAUCAUACAGUAUUUAUACCAGGAGGAGAUAUUAACGGAGAGUCACUUAGAGGAGAUUGAGUCUGAGUCGUCUAAUAGGAAAAAAACGUUAAAGCUGCUGGAUAUUCUCCCCACUCGCGGCUCGAGCGCCUUCCGUCACUUUACACAGUCAUUAGAGAAAGAUUUUCCCUGGAUCAAAGACAAAUUACUGCGACUGUGUGCGGAAGACACCGAGUGUCCUCCUCCGCCGUUCACAGUUCAGUGUGGUGUACCUGACCACAUCCUUCCGACUGUUCCAACCAUGCUGCAUCUGAACCAACUGGCUGCUCGUCUGGGUUCGGAGUGGAAAUCUGUGCUGCUGGACCUGGGCCUGUCCUCUGCGGAUCUGUACCGGUGCUGUGCGGACAACCCCCUCGCGGUUCAGAGUCAGGUGCUCGCGGGGCUGGUGAUGUGGACGCAGAGGAACGGAAGAGAAGCCACAGUGCGGCGGCUGCUCCACAGCCUGCAGGCCGCAGACAUCCCGCCAUCUGUCCUCCAACAGGUGUUUGUGUAACGUCAUGAAUCCUGUUUUCUGGACUUCACCAUACUGCUCUUGAGCUGUGGACACUAAAGGAAGAGAGAGAGACAGCGUCCUUGCGUGACAUUUAUAUUUUGUUAAGGAAUACACUGAAAAUCCAUCAUACAUCUAAUAUGACAGUCCCUACAAAAAUUAUGAAAUUGAUCAUGUCAUGCUGUUUUUAUAUGUAUGCCUAUUACUAUUAAAGUUAUCAUCUUUUAAAAAUAUGCUUCCAAAAUGGUACAGAAAUUUUUGCAUUGUAUUUUUGGAUGCAAAUAUUGCCUUGCUUUGCUGGCAACCUAGAAGUCAACAUUUUGCGGCAGUUGUACAGUAAUUUCAUACAUUUAUUCAUGAGAAAAACACUGUUUUAUAAUGUUUUGGUAAACAGUGUUUCCUGUCCCAGAUAACAUCUGUCCUUGAUGAGGUGAGAUGAGUUUAUGCAACUUUAUGCAAUCUUUAGUACAAACUAUUUACCAGCCGCUUGCUGGUACAUGUGACGUACUUCUCAUUUCUCAUUCAGUAACAGGUUGCUCUGUCCACUGCUUCCACCCAGUAAUAACACUUUAAACACCCACGUGGAAGUUGGGGUGAAUGUUUUGGUGUUUUUUUUUAAGAAGGGGAAUGUCUGUUUUUUGUUUUGGUGCUUUAUGCAAUUGCAACAGAUAAACACUUUCAUAAGUUAAA
Megalobrama amblycephala (Wuchang bream) is the source of this 1529-nucleotide messenger RNA. RefSeq names its product CASP2 and RIPK1 domain containing adaptor with death domain (gene cradd). The coding region runs from base 237 to 842 and encodes 201 amino acids. Gene Ontology annotation, cellular component: CBM complex. The record is from RefSeq and is a predicted model, not a curated record. Gene Ontology annotation, biological process: regulation of apoptotic process; signal transduction. Gene Ontology annotation, molecular function: death domain binding; protease binding. The transcript has 2 exons. NCBI's taxonomy places the organism in Eukaryota, Metazoa, Chordata, Actinopteri, Cypriniformes, Xenocyprididae.